Venustampulla echinocandica is the source of this 1353-nucleotide messenger RNA. RefSeq lists its product as uncharacterized. Lineage: Eukaryota; Fungi; Ascomycota; Leotiomycetes; Helotiales; Pleuroascaceae. The transcript has a single exon. Bases 1 to 1353 code for a protein of 450 amino acids. Gene Ontology annotation, biological process: peptidoglycan catabolic process. The record is from RefSeq and is a predicted model, not a curated record. Gene Ontology annotation, molecular function: N-acetylmuramoyl-L-alanine amidase activity; zinc ion binding.
AUGGGGCAAUUUUCUUUCCUCUCCCCAAAGACCAACUUGGGAAAUCCGAGCACGAUGCUUCGUCUCACCACUCUAGCCCUCUCAUUCUCCUCCUUCUUCCCCGGCGGCGCGAGUAUGUAUUUCGAAUCUCGCUCAGACUGGGGAGCAAGACCACCCAAAGAAGCCUACACACCCAUCACCAACCCAAAGGGUGUAAAAGUACACUACCUCGGAGAACUUUUCGUUGGUAUUGAACACAGUCAGUGUGCACAGAAAAUGAGGUCCACUCAGGACUACCACAUGGACAAGUCUCCCGAGAACUAUUUCGAUAUUGCGUACAGCGUCGCAGUUUGCCAGCACGGCUACGUAUUCGAUGGCCGAGGAGCAGGACAUCGCAGCGGCGCGAAUGGAAAUGUUGAGUUGAACGCCAACCAUUAUGCUGUUCUUGCGUUCCUUGGAAACACCGGUGUUACUCAGCCAAGUCAGAGCCAGAUAACUGGCAUCCAGGACGCAAUUGCAUAUUUCCGUCGCAAGGGUGCUGGAAAUGAAAUCAAAGGUCACCGCGAUGGCUAUUCCACGAAUUGCCCGGGCGGCGCGCUCUAUAAUCUCGUCAAGGACGGUACCCUAGAUCCAGGGAAGCUAUAUGAUGGCGGAACGCAUACGGUGGGAGUUGGUGAAACUCUCAAAGGGAUCAGCCUCAAAUUCAAUGUACCGGAGCGGUACAUCAUUGAUGUGAACAAACUCAAGGCACCAUACGCCUUGAUAGUUGGCGAUAAGCUCAAGAUUCCAGCUCGUGGGGUUCCGCUUGGAAGUGCUCCACCAACUACAACGUCCAAGCCAACAGAUCCGACUCCGCCAACGACUCCGCCAACGACCCCGAAUCGUGAGCCCUUCCCCGGUACAGCGUGGUUCAAAUCAAAGCCCAAUAGUCCUAUCAUCACAGCAAUGGGCAAACGACUUGUUGCUGAGGGAUGUAGCAAGUAUGUGGAAGGUCCUGGCGCCCAGUGGAGUGAUGCAGACCUAGCAUCAUACAAAGAAUGGCAGAAAAAACUUGGAUUCUCAGGAAGUGAUGCAGAUGGCUGGCCAGGAAAGACUAGUUGGGAUAAGCUAGCAGUGCCAACGGGGCAGUAUGCGACUUUCCCUGGUGUAGCCUUUUUCAAGUCAAACCCCAACAGUCCUAUCAUCACAGCCAUGGGCAAACGACUUGUUGCUGAGGGAUGUAGCAAGUAUGUGGAAGGACCUAGCCCCCAAUGGUCUAGUGCCGACAAAGCAUCAUACGCAGAAUGGCAGAAGAAACUUGGAUUUUCAGGGAGUGAUGCAGAUGGCUGGCCGGGCCAGGUCAGUUGGGAUAAGCUGAAAGUGCCAAAAGUAUGA